GAGAUACUGGAUGCUCUACAGAAAGCAGAACCUAGGACAGAGGACCUCAAGUCUCAGCUGAAUGAACUUUGUCGAUUUUCGAGAGACCUGAGUAUAUACAGUGGAAAAGUUUCUGGCUUGAUUAAAGAAUAUAAUUGUCUCUCUUUGCAAGCAUCCAAGGGCUGCCAGAAUAAAGAGCAGAUUUUACAGCAAAGAUUUCAAAAAGCCUGCAGAGAUUUCCAGCAAUGGAUGGUUAAUGCAAAAAUCACUACUGCCAAAUGUUUUGAUAUACCUCAAAAUAUUAGUGAAGUUUCAGCAAGUCUUCAGAAAAUACAGGAGUUUUUGUCAGAAAGUGAAAAUGGACAGCACAAGCUAAACAUGAUGCUAUCUAAAGGAGAGCUUUUGAGUACUCUGUUGACCAAAGAGAAAGCUAACGGUAUCCAGGCCAAAGCUGCAACUGCAAAAGAAGAUUGGAAAAAUUUUCAUUCAAAUCUCCACCAAAAGGAAUCCGCCCUAGAGAAUCUAAAGAUCCAAAUGAAGGACUUUGAAGUGAGUGCUGAGCCUGUACAGGACUGGCUGAGUAAAACCGAGAAGAUGGUCCAUGAGAGCAGCAAUCGCCUCUACGAUCUGCCGGCCAAGAGGAGAGAGCAGCAGAAGCUGCAGUCUGUCCUUGAGGAAAUACACUGCUACGAGCCUCAGCUCAACAGGCUGAAAGAGAAAGCUCAGCAGCUGUGGGAAGGACAAGCUGCCAGCAAGAGCUUUAUGCACAGAGUGUCGCAGCUGUCUUCUCAGUAUCUAGCGCUAAGCAAUUUAACAAAGGAGAAAGUGUCAAGAAUGGAUAGAAUUGCUGCAGAACACAAUCAGUUCUCUCUCGGGAUUAAAGAAUUGCAAGACUGGAUGACAGAUGCCAUUCACACUCUGGAUUCUUACUGCCACCCGACAUCGGACAAAAGUGUGCUGGACAGCAGGAUGCUCAAGCUUGAGGUACGCAAUUUUCGAGAGAAAUAUUUCUAACUUACAGAAUUUCUUUUUCUAGAAAUUUCUCAACUCCAUCUGCCUGGCAUGAUUAUGUCUCCGUCUCUCUACAAGAAACUUUAUCAACUUGAAGGAGCUCUUUCUAAGUGGACAAGUUAUCAGGACGACGUUCGGCAGUUUUCCAGCUGGAUGGACGGCGUGGAAGCCGCCCUGCAUGAGUCUGAAAGGCAGUACGCGGAGCUGCGGGAGAAAACCACCGCCCUCGGCAAGGCCAAGUUAUUAAAUGAAGAAGUGCUGAGUUACAGCAGCUUGCUGGAGACCAUUGAAGUCAAAGGAGCUGGCAUGACGGAACACUAUGUCACCCAGUUAGAACUCCAGGAUCUACAGGAACGAUACAGAGCAAUCAAAGAGAGGGCCAAGGAAGCAGUAACCAAGUCUGAAAAACUCGUUCGCCUGCACCAAGAAUAUCAGAGAGACCUAAAGGCAUUUGAAGUUUGGCUGGAGCAAGAACAAGAAAAGCUUGACCGACAUUUAGUUCUUGAAGGUGAUGCCCACACGCAUGAGACUACACUGCGAGAUCUUCAGGAGCUACAAGUGCACUGCGCGGAGGGGCAGGCACUAUUGAACUCAGUGCUGCACACCAGAGAGGACGUGAUCCCAUGGGGGAUCCCCCAGGCGGAGGACCGAGCUUUGGAGUCUCUCCGGCAGGACUGGCAGGCUUAUCAGCACAGACUAUCCGAGACCCGAACUCAGUUCAAUAAUGUAGUGAACAAAUUGAGGCUGAUGGAGCAAAAAAUGGCUGAGAUUGACUCUUUUCCUCCAAUGCUUAUGUCAUUUCAGAAGUGGCAUGAAGAAAUCACUGCCUAUAGAGAUGAGGUUGAGGACGUGGGAGCUAGAGCACAGGAGAUCUUGGACGAGAGCCACGUGAGCAGCAGAAUGGCCUCCCAGGCCACCCAGCUGACCUCCAGAUACCAGGCCCUGCUUCUCCACGUGCUGGAACAAGUAAAAUUCCUGGAGGAAGAGAUCCAGAGUUUGGAGGAAUCAGAAUUCUCCCUCAGUUCCUAUUCUGACUGGUAUAGCUCUACUCAUAAAAACUUCAAGAAUGUGGCUACCAAAAUUGAUAAAGUAGAUAAAGUGAUGAUGGGGAAAAACCUGAAGACAUUGGAGGUUUUGCUAAAAGACAUGGAGAAAGGCCACAGUUUGCUGAAAUCGGCCCGGGAGAAAGGAGAGAGGGCUCUUAAAUAUUUGGAGGAAGAAGAGGCAGAGACGUUAAGAAAAGAGAUCCAUGAUCACGUGGAGCAGUUGAAGGAACUGACCAGCACUGUCCGAAGAGAGCACGUGACCCUGGAAAAAGGACUUCAUUUAGCAAAGGAAUUCUCAGAUAAAUGUAAAGCGUUGACUCAGUGGAUAGCAGAAUACCAGGAAAUCCUACACAUGCCUGAAGAACCCAAAAUGGAAUUAUAUGAGAAAAAAGCUCAAUUAUCUAAAUACAAGUCACUUCAACAAAUGGUGCUCUCCCAUGAACCAUCAGUAAAAUCAGUAAGAGAGAAAGGUGAAGCUCUUCUGGAACUGGUGCAGGAUGUUACUUUAAAGGACAAAAUAGAUAAACUUCAAAGUGAUUACCAGGACCUCUGCAGCCUAGGAAAGGAGCAUGUCCUCAGUCUGGAGGCAAAAGUCAAAGACCAUGAAGACUACAACAGUGAGCUUCAAGAGGUCGAAAAGUGGCUACUGCAUAUGUCUGGCCGACUGGUGGCACCUAUCCUCCUGGAGACGAGCAGUCUGGAGACAAUUACCCAGCAACUGGCCCACCACAAGGCAAUGAUGGAAGAAAUUGCUGGUUUUGAAGACCGUUUGAACAACCUCAGAACUAAAGGGGACACUUUGAUCAGCCAGUGUGCAGACCACCUGCAAGCAAAACUCAAACAAAAUGUGCAUGCUCACCUGCAGGGCACAAAGGAUAGUUACUCAGCAAUUUGCAGUACAGCUCAGAGGGUGUACCGGAGUUUGGAACAUGAACUUCAGAAGCAUGUCAGCCGACAAGACACCCUGCAGCAGUGCCAGGCCUGGCUUUCUGCAGUCCAAGCUGAUUUAAAGCCAAGCCCUCACCCGCCUCUUAGCAGGGCCGAAGCUGUUAAGCAGAUCAAAGAUGCACCUGGGGAAGCCUUUCUUAGGCUUGUGGAAAGGGAAGAGCACGAGAUGGACAGUUUGCAAAGAAAAGAAGCCUGGCUGUCUGUGUUUUUACCUCACCCCCAUUGA
This is a messenger RNA of Galeopterus variegatus (Sunda flying lemur), 3210 nucleotides long. RefSeq names its product nesprin-1-like. The record is from RefSeq and is a predicted model, not a curated record. Gene Ontology annotation, cellular component: cytoplasm; meiotic nuclear membrane microtubule tethering complex; nuclear outer membrane. Gene Ontology annotation, biological process: nuclear migration. Gene Ontology annotation, molecular function: actin filament binding. Lineage: Eukaryota; Metazoa; Chordata; Mammalia; Dermoptera; Cynocephalidae.